GCAAUGUGAGACUAUGUACCCGUAACUCGCCAGUGUGGUAGCCUGACAGUGCCCUCUCGCGCCCGCCCACAAGGUCAUCACAUAUAUAUUUUAAAAUCAAGAUACUAGUGUAGAGAAGCAUUAUUGCACAGUUAAAUGGAUGACUAGAAAGUGAGGACCUGGUUACAUAUGACAAGUCUGUAUUGAACAAAAGAGGAGAAUAUAGACGGGGAGGCUAUUUCAAACCAUUUUUCUGACUGAACCAACUCAUUGUUCAUGAACGCACUGCGAUGUUUCUUGUUCAUUGAAUGUUGAAACGCCAAAAUAAUCUGUUACAAUGACAAGAACAAAAAUUAUAUUAAUAUCAAACAAAUCAACAAUCAUACCAGGAAGUCAACUAUUUUAGUUCUUUUUUAUUUUUGUUUAGUCCAUAGAAAGAUGAAUGAAAGUUCGUUGAGUACUAUUUUAUCAUUCCAAAACUUAUUGAAAAGUCAAUUAGAAGACUCAGUUCGCUGUCAUUGGAAAAUCAAUUAGAAGACUCAGUCCAAACCUUCUUCUCUAUAUUAGCCUCUCAAAAUGAAAUCAUCAGUACCACUGCUUCAAAAAAAAUGGCGAGUCCUUCUGAUUCAGUUGGGAAAAGUUGGUUCAGGCUUCGGUACGAAGAAGAGAGGGACACUCCAAGUGAAACCCGAAAUGUGCUGCUAAUUGUGGCUGCUUUGAUCACCGCCGUUACCUUCCAAGCAGGGGUCAACCCACCGGGAGGUGUUUGGCAGGAUGAUAGCGAUGGACACAAGGCGGGAAGGGCAAUUUAUGCAUCUCAGAAAGUAGCAUUCUACGUUUUCUUGAUAUCGAACACAGUGGCUCUCUCUGCAUCUAUACUUGUCCUCAUUUCUCUCACUUACAGGUUCCCUUUUCAUUUUGAAAUAUGGGUCGCGACGGCUUCAAUGUAUGCGACUUAUGCUUCUGCAGUUUUUGCCAUUGCACCAGAUGAAUCGGUGCGGUUUCGUUAUGUCCUGCUUGCAGCUGCUGUGCCUUUUGUGAUGAGAUUUGUGAUUCAGAUGUUCAAGAAGUUGAGGAGUAGGGUUUGAUAUCCAUGUAAUAACAUUGCUUCUAAUUUAUUUAAUUCAUGAAUCCAACAGCAAAGGUUUGUUGUAUCAAUAAAAUUGAGAGUAGUCUAUUUUAGCACAAUCAAAUUAUUCUUAUACUUACUCUUUCUUCGCUAAUUUUAUGAGGACCCAUUGGGUGAGGCCUCUUCUUGAUGCUAUCCAUGAGG
Cornus florida is the source of this 1252-nucleotide messenger RNA. RefSeq lists its product as uncharacterized. The coding region runs from base 588 to 1067 and encodes 159 amino acids. The record is from RefSeq and is a predicted model, not a curated record. The transcript has a single exon. Lineage: Eukaryota; Viridiplantae; Streptophyta; Magnoliopsida; Cornales; Cornaceae.